Ctenocephalides felis (cat flea) is the source of this 1570-nucleotide messenger RNA. Its product is annotated as zinc finger protein 492-like. The record is from RefSeq and is a predicted model, not a curated record. The transcript has a single exon. Bases 176 to 1570 code for a protein of 464 amino acids. Gene Ontology annotation, biological process: regulation of transcription by RNA polymerase II. Gene Ontology annotation, cellular component: nucleus. Gene Ontology annotation, molecular function: RNA polymerase II cis-regulatory region sequence-specific DNA binding; DNA-binding transcription activator activity, RNA polymerase II-specific; zinc ion binding. NCBI's taxonomy places the organism in Eukaryota, Metazoa, Arthropoda, Insecta, Siphonaptera, Pulicidae.
UUGUUUUCUAUAAAUGUGCUGUUUGUUGAUAUACAGUAUUUUUAUAGUUUGUUAAUUCUACAAUUAAUAUUUUAAUAGUUGUUAAUUUAUUAAUUUGGUGCAAUUAAUUUUAAAUAUGGCGCGUCAAACAGUGUUAUCUGAUUUUCAAUUUAAAAGAAAAUGAGUAUGAAGUGGUAUGAAGGUUAGAAACUCUUAUGAAAUAAUAACAAUGUCAUAUUUGACAACAGAAAUUGGACAAAGUUUAAUUUCCGAAAUUAAUAUAAAAACUAAUGUGUGCCGGGCCUGUUUAUCGCAUGAUAAAAAUUUGCGAUAUUUAUUUUCUGCACAAGACAAAAAUACUUUCAGUUCUGAAAAUGUUUUAAAAAUGUUCAAUUCCUGUACAAACAGUGAUGCUUCAGUUAAUGAUAAGUAUCCAAAACAUAUUUGCAAUAUUUGUUUUGAACAAUUGAUUCAGGCUUAUAACUUUUGGCAAAAAUGUAAAAGAUCCAUAUCAAGGUUUGAUAAAUUUGCCAAAAAACUGGAUGUGUUUGAUAAUAUUCAAAAACAAGAUGUCGUAGUAGUAGAUGAUAAAACAACUAAUAUUGAAUCAGAACCAAAUUUCAAUUGUUUCCUUCAGUUCCAAAAAUCCAUUAAUAACAGCACAACAGAUGAGCAACAAUGUAAAUUUGAGAAAAUUACAUGCUCUAUUGAACAAAAUGCUAAUUUAAUUAAUAUCAUACCAAGUGUGCGAAAGACGAGUAACCAACUUGUAGUAAAAAGUACUGUACCUUCUGAUAAUAUAGAGCAAUCUAAUUUAACACAGAAACAAGAAAUUAGUUCUGGUGAAAAUCAUUCUAAAAAUGUAUGUAGUAAACUUCAAGAUGUGCCAGAUGAGACCGAAAAACUAAAGAAAGCAGAGUACAAUUGCCGCAAAUGUAAAUUAGAUUUUACUAAUCAUGAGGAAUAUCUUAAACAUACUCACAAUCAUAGAUUAUAUCUUUGCCCAGAAUGUGGUCACUUGAGUAAAAGUCUGAGUGGUUUUCGUGAACACACCAAAAGUCACUCAAGUAUUCAACCAUAUGAAUGUAAAUUAUGUGGGAAAAAAUACAAAUCUCAUUCUUCUUUACUGGUUCACAUGCGUCAUCAUUCAGAUGAAAAGAACUACAUUUGUGAACAUUGUGGUCAAAAAUUUGUUACUUGGAGUAGAAGAUUCAGUCAUAUUAGAACAUAUCAUUCAACAGAGCGGCCACAUGUUUGUGAUAUCUGUUCAAAGACAUUUAAGCAAUCGGGAACAUUAAAAGUUCAUAAAAGACUUCACACCGGAGAAAAGCCAUAUCCUUGUAGUGAGUGUACUAUGGCAUUCAAGUCUUCUAGUGAUCGAAAUGCUCAUAUGGUUAGACAUACGGGAGAAAGGAAAUAUCUGUGUAGUAUUUGUGAGAAACGAUUUACAAAGUCUUAUAGUCUUAAACAACAUAUGGUAACUCAUACUGGUGAACGGAAACAUAAAUGUGAAGUGUGUGGAAAAGCUUUUACACAAGCGCAUGUAUUGAAAGGGCAUAUGAAAACACACCUCAGUCACCAGUCAAAUUGA